UAGUAAACACGUGUGUAAAGUUCUAGUAUGAAUUAAAAAGUGAAAAGAAAGAUGCACGCGUCCCGCGCUUUUCGACGGAUAUCCGGUCUUCUUCACCAGAAAAGACCGGAGACAACUGUAGCCAGUCUUACAAAGGACGAAAUUGUAAUGCUGUUAAGACCGCCGUUUACAAAUUGGACCAACGCGAUUCGUGAGGCUGAGAAAGUGGUUGGAUAUCCCACGUCUUUCAUGAACCUUCGAUGUCUUCUGAGCGACGAGUUUUCAAAUUUGGCGCUGUAUUUGCGGAAGUUGGUAGGCAGCAAUCAUCUAGUCUUACAAACAGCCAAAAAUGUUCUAUACGGUGACUCGAAGAACCUUCAACCUUGGGGACUAAUUAUUCUUCUUCUGGCAAAAGCUGUCAAAACACGAUCAACACAAUCUAAAGUUGUAGAAGAACAACAGAGACAAUUGGCUGAGCUUACAGAAAUGAUGCGCACAGGUCACUUAAUCCACAAAGGAAUUGUAAAUGUGCCUUUCGCAACGCGAUCCAAAAACUCAGAAUCGGCAAUUUUCGGGAAUAAAAUAGCCAUACUUCUGGGCGAUUAUCUCCUUGUUACUGCAAACGCAAUGCUCGCUGGUCUAAAAAACGCUGAAGUGCUCUAUAUUGUAUCAACUGCUCUAAAAGACUUAUCAGAAAGUGAAUUCCUCGGCGAAAGAGACGAACAAAACAAACCCAUACCAGGUAAACCUAAAAACGAUGCAGCAGACCGCAAUAUUACAUUUACAACAACUUCUAUAAGUAUAGAUGAUGUUUUGGGCAAUCCUAGAAAAGAAUGGACUGCUAGAAGUCUGUUUAAUGGCGUCAGCUUGCUUGGAAGAAGUUGCCAAUCAGUUAUGCUACUUGGUCAACAGAAUAGAGAAAUUCAAAACAGUGCAUAUCAUUUCGGAUGUAACGUAGGCUUAGCUUGGCAAGCAGCUACCGAAAUUCAAACUUUAACAUCAGAUAGUAAAGAACAAUUUUGUCUAGCAAGUGCCCCAGUUUUGUUUGCUCUAGAAGAGAACCCAGAUCUUUAUAAGAUUAUAAUUCAAGCGAAAAACGACGUUCAGGACGUAGACUAUGAGGAUUUCAAGUUUAACAUUCUGAAGACAGAUGCGAUUGAUAAGACAAAACAUCUUUACGAUGAUCAUGCAAAGAAAGCUAUUGGUUAUGUUGAAGAUAUAUCUCAGGGCGAAACGAUAGAUGUUAUAAAGAAAUUAAUUAACACAUUUUGAUGAAUUUUAAAAUGUAGACAUAUUUUGCUCCUUAUUACUAUAUAAAUUAUAGAAAAGACUGUGUCAAAAUAGCUUGAUAAUAAUAAUCUAGACAUUGAAGAAAGAAUAUCAUUCAAAUUAAGGCAAUUUCUUGAACUUUUCUUACAAUAGUUAAAAAUUACCAUAAACUGUACAUUUUAAGAAAUACUAUUUUCUAGUAAAGUAAACAGAAAGAGAAGGAAAUAUUUUAUAGAGGGCAAACAAGCGUACGGGUUGAUGUUAAGUGACUUUUUAGAAAGGUGUCUUCACUUUAAUAACUUUUUUCUUCCACUAGAUGUCUUCAUUAAACUCUUAUUUAGGAUUUUCGAAGUAUAACAGAACUCUUGAUGCUUCUAGAAUUGAGCAUCGAACACAUAUUAUUAAAUCUUAUUUAUUUGUUUUAGAAAUAAGGCAGAAAUCUUGUAGCUUCAAGAACUGAGCUCAUAAUGAUUUGACUGUUAAUAAUUCAUUAUAUCUUUAUUCGAGCCAAGUUCUGUCUGAUUGUACAAACUUUGCUUAUUAAGAAAUUCGCCGUUUCGUGAUUGUUGCACAAACUAUAACUUAUAGCAUAUACAAGUAAUAUAACAGUAGCGUAACUACUCAGCAGUCCUUGAAAUUUAUACCUACGUCAGGGCGUAGUGCUAGGGUUGGCACAUAUAAAAAGAUUGGCUGGCCAAAAGAGCGACCAGUCUCUAUACUUUUAUAAUAAUAAUCUUUAUUGAAGCAACAGAGGCCCAUAUUUUGUAACUUACAGGCUUAAAAACUACGUAUGUUACAAUUUUUACGAUUUGCUUAAUAUAAUUAAUUCAUAAUAUGUAAUAACACAAAAUAACUUUGGAAACAAUCUGAGACAGCGUGUUUUUAUCGUACAAAAACUUGAAUGAAACGCUGCAAUAUUGGCGAAUACAGUUUUCCCGCUAUCAUAUUCAGGAUACUGUUUGACCUCGAACGCAGCCAUGCCAGGACGGAUGACGUCCUUUUCCUUAUGAUGGCAUAGAAAUCAUCCGUUCGUGCUUCAGCAAAUAUGCCUGACACCGAAUAAAACCGCGGCAAGCCCAGCAGCAUCCUGAAACUAUUUUUAUACUGCACCUUCAGUUUUGUCAAUUACUGUAUAGUGCUUAUAGACUUAAUUGUAAUGUCACGUACGAUAUAACAUACAUAUUUGUUAGAAAGAGACAAUACU
Molecule: messenger RNA, 2452 nt
Organism: Leptidea sinapis
Lineage: Eukaryota; Metazoa; Arthropoda; Insecta; Lepidoptera; Pieridae
Product: all trans-polyprenyl-diphosphate synthase PDSS2-like
Exons: 2
Coding region: 52-1251 (399 amino acids)
Biological process (GO): isoprenoid biosynthetic process; ubiquinone biosynthetic process
Cellular component (GO): transferase complex; mitochondrion
Molecular function (GO): prenyltransferase activity
Source: RefSeq, a predicted model, not a curated record